AUAUAAUUUUGGUGUGUCCGAGAAUAAAUAAAAAAACAAAAUUUAUUGACGUGUGAUCAACAAAUUAAAUGCAUUAACAUAUCAAAUAAAUUAGUAUUCGAGUUGGUGAGAGCAGAGGAACUAAAUUUGUUAACAACACGAAAAUCAAAGUCCAAAAGCUGUUCAAUAGAUGUUAGAAUUUUAAAGCUUCAACCAGAAAGAAAAUCAAGCAAUGGCAGAACCAGAACCGUCCCUUCAUCAAAGUAGCAGCAUGCAAUCUUCAUAUAUGAGCCCUCAAGAGGAAGCCUUGCAAUCGCUUUGUAAAAAAUUGUUAAAAUCUCGAUUUUUUCGAGGAGACUAUGAAGAGCGCAGAUACGUUGAUGCAGUAAGCGGCUAUAGAGAUAUAAUUGGGCUGCAUCGAGGAGAAAAGGAUUUAGAACGCUUAUUGCUGGAUAUUAAAAGCAAACUCCAAAUUUUUUAUCACCAUUCACCGCAUGUAUGGAUUGGCAUAACACACGGUGAAUAUAUGGGAAAUAUACCUACAAAAUUUACACUGGAUACUCACAUAUGGGUGCAGCUGCAGGAAGUUGCGUUUGGUCAGUAUUGGUUUAACAUAAAAAGUCUGCGAUUUCGAAAAAAUGAAGUAAUAUUAAGGAUAAAUGUGGUACGCUCUGUGGAACCAGAGUCGCAAAUUGACAGAAGACAAAUUUCUACACCUACCUUAGUGUCUGACAGUGCUAACGGUGCUAGAGAUGCUCCAACAACAACGUAUUCAAAAGAAGCAUUCAAAAACAUUCAGCCGACCGAAAAUAUGUCAAAACGUCCUGAAAUGGUGCAACCAGACGUUCUACAAAUCGGUUACGAUGACUUUGUUAAUGUCGUACGCGAUUGGGGAACAACAAUAAAACAUUCUGUCUAUGAUUUCGUCUCAAAUGACAUCAAUAAAGACAACAUAAAGGACUUCUUACAAUUUUUGGGUUUAGUUGUGAUCUCUCUAUUGACUGGCAGUGUAGUUGCUAUCAAAUAUUUAGGUAAUUUCGCUUUGCGCUUUAUGUUUGAGUUUACACGCUUUACCCAGGUGAUGACACCGAUAAUAAUAAAGCUGAUAGAGGCUAUAAAUAAAAUUGUUGGUGGCUUUUAUAUAUUGUUGGCGAUGAUAUGGAAAGAUGCAUUUAUGAAACGAAGGCUUACUCCAGACAAUCAAUUGACCGAUUCAAAUGAACAACCGCUAAGAAAUUUCAAGGCAAUAGAAUAUAAUCGACCCAUAUAUCAAAGUAAUCUUGAAUAUAUUCGUCAAAAUUCUCAACAGCCAUCUCUGAUGCGAUCGAGUAGAGGCCCAUUUACGGAGUUCGAACGAAAAUUUCAAUAAAGUGAUACAAAAUAUUUCGAAAAAGAAAAGAAAUUAUAUACUUAUUAAUCUGAAUGAUAGAACAUUUUCUUAUAAUUAAAUUAAUUGGCUGAGAGCAGAAUGCUUAUUAUACAUACAUAUAUAUAAAUAAAAAUUGUACAAAAGAAGCUAGCAUUCCUUAUACUGUACAUACAUAUAAACAAAAAUGGAAGAACAAAUCGAACAAGUUGCAAGCUAUUCACAACUAAUUGGUAUUACGCUUUCGUUUGAUAUGAACACUUUUAUUUUGAUACCUAUGCAUACAUACAUAUGUGUAUAUGUAUAUAUGUGUAGGAAAAAAAAACAAUGAAGGUGCUAAAUGGGACAUGGAUAAGCUUAAGUUAAAUAAUUGCAACAAAAUGGCAUUAACCACAAGUAAUUAUGCUUGAGCAUUUUCACACUUGUUCGAUAUACAUAUGUAGUGUUAUUUGUAGCAUUUAUUUGCCUAAGAAAAUCCAUAUACAUAUAAAAAAUAUUUAUUCUAUUUCAUUUUUAAUAUAAAUUGAAAUGCUUAUACAAAAUGACGAUGUCAACAAAAUUGUAUUUAGAGAAUGUUGUAAUGAAAAAAUGUAUAGUGAUAAGACGAAUUUAGUUUGCACCACUUUUGCGUGACUCUUGGCGUUUUAUAAAUUCUGAAAUUUUUAGAUUAUUUUUCAUAGCAGCUAUUUACACAAAUAAGCGAAAUUUUUUCAUUUGUUUAUUAUUGUUUUUGUAUUUCGAAAUGAAAAAAAAUAGCCAUUAACAAAGUUUGUUGGUUCAAUUUGAGUACUAAUAUUUAUUUUUGCAAAUUUCAAUAAAUCUAAGUAAACAAAAAUAAACGAUCUGUUAGUAUUAAACCUUAA
This is a messenger RNA of Ceratitis capitata (Mediterranean fruit fly), 2208 nucleotides long. RefSeq lists its product as hypothetical. The transcript has 2 exons. The coding region runs from base 212 to 1348 and encodes 378 amino acids. The record is from RefSeq and is a predicted model, not a curated record. NCBI's taxonomy places the organism in Eukaryota, Metazoa, Arthropoda, Insecta, Diptera, Tephritidae.